CACACCGGUCGGGCCAUGCGGUUCUUUACAAAAGUGCAGAAGCGCCCUCUGCCGGCUGCACCCUCUGCGGCCUCGGGUUUCCCCUCGCCACCUGGAAGGGGGGCCUUGCCUCAGGUUCCCCUCCGGUCCGUCCCUGCAGACCUCCGCGAGAACCUGGAGGAGAUCCUCCCGCAGCUGCAGGCGGAGCACGUGCGCUGCUUCUACCUCGGCCUCACCUCCCCGACGCCGGGGGUGGAGGCGCUGGAGCCCGCGCUGGACGCCGCGCCCCUGGACCCCGUGCCCGCUGACCUGCGCGCGGGCAUCACACGGAAGAGCCCUGCCCUGUUCAUCUACACCUCGGGGACCACCGGGCUCCCGAAGCCGGCCAUCCUCACGCACGAGCGGGUGCUGCAGAUGAUCAGGAUGCUGUCCCUGAGCGGGGUCACGGCUGACGACGUGGUCUACUCCGUCCUGCCCCUGUACCACGCAAUGGGCCUGGUCCUCGGGGUGCUCGGCUGCCUGGAGCUCGGAGCCACCUGUGUCCUGGCCCCCAAGUUCUCCGCCUCCUGCUUCUGGGAGGACUGUCGACGGCACCGAGUGACUGUGAUCCAGUAUGUGGGCGAGGUUCUGCGGUACCUGUGCAACGCUCCCCAGCGACCAGAGGACCGGACGCACACCGUCCGCCUGGCGUUUGGCAACGGGCUCCGCGCGGACGUGUGGGAGGCCUUCCAGCGACGCUUCGGGCCCAUUCGGAUCUUCGAAGUCUACGGCUCCACGGAAGGCAACACCGGCUUCGUCAACUACCCCGGGCGCCGCGGGGCCGUGGGCAAGACCAGCUGCCUCCUCCGCGCGCUGUCCCCCUUCGAGCUCGUGCAGUUCGACACGGAGGCGGCGGAGCCCGUGCGGGACCGAGCGGGCUUCUGCGUGCCCGUGGGGCCAGGGGAGCCCGGGCUGCUGCUGACCCGGGUGCUGGGCCGCAACCCCUUCCUGGGCUACCGCGGGCCCCGCGAGCUGUCGGAACGGAAGCUGGUGCGGAAGGUGCGGCGCGCGGACGACAUUUACUACAACACCGGGGACGUGCUGUCCGUGGACCGCGAAGGCUUCCUCUACUUCCACGACCGCCUCGGGGACACCUACCGAUGGAAGGGUGAGAACGUGUCCACGCGGGAGGUGGAGGGCGUGCUGUCACUCGUGGACUUCCUGCAGCAGGUGAACGUCUACGGCGUGUCCGUGCCAGGGUGUGAGGGCAAGGUGGGCAUGGCCGCUGUGCAGCUGGCCCCCGGCCGUGCCUUCGACGGGCAGAAGCUGUACCAACACGUCCGCACGUGGCUCCCGGCCUACGCGGUCCCCCAUUUCAUCCGCAUCCAGGACACCCUGGAGAUCACCAACACCUUCAAACUGGUCAAGUCCCGGCUGGUGCGUGAGGGCUUCGACGUGGGCGCCAUCGCGGACUCGCUGUUCGUGCUGGACGGCCAGGCCCAGACCUUCCGGCCGCUGACACAGGACACGUACCGGGCCGUCUGCGAGGGCACCUGGAAACUCUGAACGGCUGGCCGGUGACGGGGCACGUGAAGGGGCCAGGCCAACGCUGGCCGCUGCCAAAAAGCAAUAAUAAACGGGAGCACUUUGCAAUCGAGCUGCAGCUGCUGUGCCAGAGGAGCGACCGUGCAGGUCUCACGUCUCAAGCCUUUUGACUGUGAAGACGGGGCCUGAUCGACCUUGUGUCCUGAAGAGCUGUUUGCAGGAAUAACAAGAAAGCAUUACGACCAGUGGACUGGUGGCUACGGAACUGAAAAGUGAAAAGCAACAGCGCUGCCUUCCGUCUAUGGAUGUAAUUGUGCCCCUGCCCUUUCUCACGAAUUUCCCUGGCCUCUGUCUCCUGAUCAGAACACUCUUGGGCAUCUGCCUGAAUCAGUACUUCAGGAAUAGUUAUCCACCCUCCCCGGCCUAAUUUUCAAAUAAACGCUAGUUUCCUCUCG
Molecule: messenger RNA, 1958 nt
Organism: Myotis lucifugus (little brown bat)
Lineage: Eukaryota; Metazoa; Chordata; Mammalia; Chiroptera; Vespertilionidae
Gene: SLC27A5
Product: solute carrier family 27 member 5
Exons: 9
Coding region: 16-1524 (502 amino acids)
Biological process (GO): very long-chain fatty acid metabolic process; ketone body biosynthetic process; long-chain fatty acid import across plasma membrane
Cellular component (GO): endoplasmic reticulum membrane; endoplasmic reticulum
Molecular function (GO): long-chain fatty acid-CoA ligase activity; fatty acid transmembrane transporter activity; long-chain fatty acid transmembrane transporter activity
Source: RefSeq, a predicted model, not a curated record